Messenger RNA from Amphiprion ocellaris (clown anemonefish), 3794 nucleotides. RefSeq names its product anoctamin-7-like. Gene Ontology annotation, biological process: chloride transmembrane transport; calcium activated phospholipid scrambling. The coding region runs from base 1 to 2592 and encodes 863 amino acids. Gene Ontology annotation, molecular function: protein dimerization activity; chloride channel activity. Lineage: Eukaryota; Metazoa; Chordata; Actinopteri; Pomacentridae. Gene Ontology annotation, cellular component: plasma membrane. The record is from RefSeq and is a predicted model, not a curated record. The transcript has 23 exons.
AUGUGGGGAAGCAGGAAGCAGAGGGACGACGGCGCUACUCUCAUUGCCAUGGAAACCAACCUGGAGGAUGACCGGGAUAGUGUCACCAUGAAUGCACCGGUCCAGCCUGCAGUGGGGAGCGUGCUCAGUGACGGCUCUACUCCAGUCGACUUCGUUCUGGUGUGGGAGGAGCCUCUGGAUCUGGGGGAGGAGCCUCUGAGCUCAGGGGAGGGGUCUGGUGACACUGACUCCGCCCACCAGCAGUGGAGGGAGGAGUUUCUGAGCCGACUGACGGAGCGUGGACUGAUCCAGGAGCAGAGGGUGGUCCUCCUGGAGAAGAAGAAGACCUCCUUCGUCCUCCUCAGCGCUCCGUGGAGCCUCCUCUGUUAUUACGCCGAGGAGAUCAGCCUCAGAGUCCCUCUGCAGGUGGUGGAGGCUCCAAACCUGAACUCGUCUGAACAGGUCCUGUCCAAGCUGUCCCUCCCCAACCCCCUGUCCCAGGACGUCCCCAACCCCCCAGCUGACUACUACACCUGUCAGUUCAGGACCAACAAGCUGCAGAGGUUUCUGGGCAGCGACCACCAAGAGACCUUCUUCAAGACCACUCAGAGACACCAGGUGCUGUACGAGAUCCUGGCCAGGACUCCGUACGGUUCGGUGAAGAAGGGGGAGGUGGGAAUUGACCGGCUGGUGAGCGAGCAGGUCUUCACUGCUGCCUACCCCCUGCACCAGGGUGACUUCCGGCUGCCCUCCCCCCCGGUGCCGCCCCACUGUUUGGGUCUGAGACAGAUCCUGUAUGCGUACUGGGCCCAGUGGUCCUGCUGGAGGCGCUACCAGCCUCUGGACCACAUCAGGGAGUACUUUGGGGAGAAGAUAGCGCUGUACUUUGCCUGGAUCGGUUUCUACACUGUCUGGCUGUUACCAGCGUCUCUCGUCGGCACGGUGAUCUUCCUGAUCGGGUUCGGCCUCAUGGCCACUGAUGUUCCAGCGAAGGAGGUGUGUAACAGUGGAAACAGAUUCAUUAUGUGUCCGAUCUGUAACAUCUGCUCCUACUGGAACUACUCCAGCAUCUGUAGCACCUACAAGGCCGGUCUGCUGUUCGAUAACGGAGGGACAGUGUUUCUCAGUGUCUUCUUGUCUCUGUGGGCCGUCACCUUCCUGCAGUACUGGAAGAGACGAUGCUCAGUUCUGGCUCACUGCUGGGACUGCUCCGACUUUGAGGACACUGAGGAGCGACCUCGUCCAGAGUUCACCGCCAUGGCGCCGAUGACGGUGAGGAACCCGGUGACCGGAGCAGAGGAACCCUACUUUCCUGAGCAGAAGCGCCUCAACAGAACUCUGACCUCCUGCAUGGUGAUCAUCAUCAUGGUUGCCGUGGUGCUGAUGUUCGUCAUCGGCGUCAUCAUGUAUCGCACCAUCGUCGUGGUCAUCCUCUACAGGAACAUGAAGAUCUUAUCCAGCUCCAUCGCCGUGAGGAUCACCAGCAUCACAGCAUCAGUGUUGAACCUGGUGGUCAUCCUCCUGCUGUCCAAAGUUUACAUCGCUCUGGCCCGAGUCCUCACCCGCUGGGAGAUGCAUCGCACACAGACCAAAUACGAAGACAUGUUCAUCCUCAAGGUUUUCAUCUUCCAGUUCGUCAACUUCUACUCGUCUCCGGUUUACAUUGCCUUCUUCAAAGGCAGGUUCGUCGGUUACCCUGGAAACUACAACACAAUGUUUGGAGUUCGCAACGAAGACUGUGGAGCAGGUGGAUGUCUGAUUGAUCUGGCUCAGGAGCUGCUGGUCAUCAUGGUGGGAAAACAGCUGAUCAACAACAUCCAGGAGUUCUUCUUACUGAAGGUGAAGUCUUGGUGGCAGAAGAGGAAGCUGAACCAUCAAAAGAAGGAGGAGGAUGAAGAGGAGGUUCACAACUACCAGGAGGAGGUUCCUCAAUGGGAGGCCGACUACCAGCUGCAGGUCUGUGGAGGACUCUUCGACGAAUACCUGGAGACAGUGCUGCAGUUCGGUUUCAUCACCAUCUUCGUGGCGGCCUGUCCUCUCGCUCCUCUCUUCGCUCUCAUCAAUAACUGGGUGGAGAUCCGUCUGGACGCCCACAAGUUCGUGACUGAAUAUCGCCGGCCGGUGGCGGAGCGAGCUCAGGACAUCGGUAUCUGGUUUCCCAUCCUGCAGUUCAUCACACACAUGGCCGUCCUCAGCAACGCGUUCCUCAUAGCGUUCACCUCGUCCUUCCUGCCCCGUCUGUACUACCGUUACACCAGAGACAGCACGCUGAGAGGCUUCAUCAGCUUCACUCUGGCCACGUCUCCACACACCUUCAGCCAGCAGCACCACAACGCCUCCUGCAGGUAUCGAGGUUUCAGGGAUGAAAACGGUGAAUACCUGCCAGAGUACUUCCAUCUCCUCGCCAUACGUCUCGGUUUUAUCAUCGUCUUUGAGCAUGUGGUCUUCUUCAUCGGCCGCCUGAUAGACCUGAUGGUCCCUGAUAUCCCUGAAGAGGUGGAGCUGAAGAUAAAGAGGGAGCAUUACAUGGCUAAAGAGGCGCUUGCUGAGAACCAGUCUUUGAUGGAAACCCUGGUUCCUUAUGAAAACGACAUCCCAUCCACUGAUUUGUGACAGCGUGGAUCCAGAACUUCACCACCAAACCUGGAGGGGAUCCCAGAGGAGGAUGAACACACUCCAUCUGCUUCCACAUCUACAAGACGGAGCUUCUUUGGUCGACCAGAACUAUGUCACAUCUUUUAAAGAACUACAGACCAACACAAGACCUGAAGAUACAACAGAACUUACAGUCCUCUGCUAGAUUUGUAGAAGAUCUACAGGGUUUGUGUCAAACCUCUACAGAACAAGAGUUCCAACACAUCUGCAACAUCUCUGGACUACACAAUCUCCCAGAGUUGUGUUGGAUCCCUACAUACCCUUCAAGAUACUUUCCCAGAAGUCUACAGGAUCUGCAGACAUCUUCUAGACUUCACCAAGAGCUACAAGUCUUCCUCACAUUUCUACAGGAUCUGUUGGACAGAAUGCUGCAUGACCUGCAAGAACUGUUUCAGACUUUUAAAAGUCCUACAAGAACUGUGUAGGAUCUACAGACAUAACAAGACUGACAGACCUCUGCUAGACAACAUCUACAAGGUUACACCUCUGGAAGACUUCUACAAGAGCUACAACAUCUGUGAUCUACAGGAUCUACUAGAGGAUCUUGUGGAACUCUGAGAGGUCGACAGCGUCUACAGGAUCGCUGUUAGAUUUAUCCAAGAACUACAAGACUUUAUCUGGACUUCCUGCUAGAACUCUGCUCUAUUGAUCUCAACCAGCUCCUGACAGGAGUUUUAUCGUCGCUCUUAUAGACCCCUGGAUCUCUGAUUCUGUUCAAAAGGUCAGAAAUGUGGAGCGGAGUUUCCUCACGUCUUGUUUGGUCCAAAGAUCUUCAGUUUACCGUCACAGAAGAAAGAAACCAGAAAAGAUUCACAAUUAGGAAAAUGCAAUCUCACAAUUUAAGCUGUUUUUAUUUAGAAAUGAUCAAAACCAAUGAAUCAGUUAUCGAUAGUGAGCAGCUAACGGACUUAUUUAUGUCUUUUUCCUGUCUGUGUCUCCACUGGUAGAAGAAACCUCCCCAUGAACCUUCACCUGAUCAGAUGUUCAUGUAUUUCUGAUCAUCUGACCAUCCAGCUGUGUCUUUGUUCAGUUGAUAGUAAUUAAUGUUUAUUUGUAUUUGAAGGGAUUUUCUUCUUCUGCAAUUCCAGCAUGUAAUCAUAAAUAAAUCCUGUCUCCAGAUGAUCCUGGUUCCUCUAAAAGUUCUGACCAACCAUCUCCCA